AUGGCUUCGAACGCGAGGCCUCGGUUUGAGCCUACACCUUGCGUCCCAGAGCUUGGCCCCCCGCCUCUGAAAUCAGGCGAUACAAUUUGGUUGCCUAUUAUUACAUGUCCCCCUGGCUUUCCCCUCGAAGUGUUUCAAAACUCCAUAUCGCAAAUGGUCCACCACCCAGAAUACAAUUCGACGCUCAUCCUGCGAUCAGAAACCGUUAGUGAGGUUACAACAGACUUCCAUGCUAGAAUCCCAUCUCUAGAUGGUUAUGUUGCUAUUCACAGCAUUAGGAGAAGACUUCUACCGAGAAGGCCUACUAGGGACGGCGAACUCGAACAGCAUUGUACAUUGUACACUGGAUUCCCUUUGGAUAACACGCAUCUCCCGUCCGUGGUGGUGUUGACACCAAUUAUGGAGGGAGGUUCAACGGAACUUCCAUAUUAUCAUCCACGUGUGGCCCAUAUUGCCUUCCGGUACAUUAGCUCAGAAGAAAGUGUACUGAGAAUUGAGGUAUUGCCGUUACCUGAUACGCCAACCGACGUGAACUCGCGGCUCUAUCGCACUUGCUUGGCAUUGUUGGACACGGUGCACCGGUAUGGCUGGGGAGCCAUGGUCAACUACCAGAAAAGAGUGAUCCAUGAUAACCUGGUGCCCAGAGAUCCCUAUCAAGACCUCUAUCUCAAAAUGCGGGAACGCCACAAGCAUCUUGUCGAAACGUGGAAAGAAGUUACCGAUCCACUUAAGCAUGUUUUCGAGGACAUAGGGAUAGCGACAUACCUCAUGUUGCUUUGGAAGGAUUCCUAUUCACAUAUACCUACGCGAACCCUAGAACAUGACGACCGUCCUUGGCUGAGCUGGCCUCGGCCUUCGGGGGGGUUCCUUGACUUAGGAUGCGGAAACGGUUUGCUCACCCACAUACUGGUAUCCGAAGGUUAUGAAGGUCACGGAAUCGACAUUCGAGCUCGCACCUCAUGGUCACAUUACCCAGAAAGUACCGAAAGUCACUUGCACGUACACGCCAUUGAUCCGUUAAGGAAAGACACAACCCAGCCGUUCUUCUCCCCUGGUGCGUUUCUAAUAGGGAACCAUGCCGACGAACUUACCCCUUGGGUCCCCCUCCUCUCUACACUUUAUGCGGCCUCUGGAUACAUCUCGAUUCCCUGUUGCGCUUUCACAUUCGACUCGCGGUUCCAGCGGUCUCAAGCGCUGCCUUAUGACAUUCCGCCACUCCCAUCCAGCUCCAUUGAGCAUCUAAACCUUGGGGGCAGUGGUAAUAAUACGAGUUCUUAUUCGCAAUACAGGAUCUGGCUCGCGUCUUUGAGUCUCCACUGCGGCUGGGAAAUCGAAUGUGACACAUUGCGGAUUCCUAGCACUCGUAAUUGGGCACUGAUAGGCAGGCAACGGUCGCAAAGUGGUGACGAAGCGUUAAGCAAUGUUCAAACGAUUCUAAACGUUGUCAGAGGGAGGGGUGCCUUCAAGACGAGGGAACCAGAAGGAAAAGGGGGAGAUCAUUAG
Pleurotus ostreatus (oyster mushroom) is the source of this 1503-nucleotide messenger RNA. It is a transcript of the gene TRM44, whose product is annotated as tRNA(Ser) Um(44) 2'-O-methyltransferase. Gene Ontology annotation, biological process: tRNA methylation. The record is from RefSeq and is a predicted model, not a curated record. Gene Ontology annotation, molecular function: tRNA (uridine) methyltransferase activity. Bases 1 to 1503 code for a protein of 500 amino acids. The transcript has 5 exons. Lineage: Eukaryota; Fungi; Basidiomycota; Agaricomycetes; Agaricales; Pleurotaceae.